GUUGCUGGUUUACCGAAAUGGCUGCAGCGGCUUUAGUAGAGACUUCUUCAGGUAAAGAUGCGAUUGCCGAGGGUUUGCUCGACCUCCUGAGACCAGCUAUCCAGCAGCUCGACUUGCAUGUACACUCAGUCAGAGAAAGCCAGGUAGAAUUAAGAGAACAUCUAGACAAUCUGGCCACAGAGUUAUGCAGGAUAAAUGAACAUCAGAAGGUGGCUCUAGACCUGGACCCUUAUGUAAAGAAGCUGCUGAAUGCAAGACGCAGAGUAGUGCUAGUAAACAACAUACUGCAGAAUGCCCAGGAACGUCUGAGGCGACUCAACCAUAACGUGGCCAAGGAGACAGCACGAAGAAAGACCAUGCUGGAGGCUUCAGGAGUGUUCACCUCCCGCUCCCCCAGUAAACCCUGAGCCGCCUCCUCCUGCUCUGCACAGCAAAUACUGUGAACUGUCCUGACCAGGAGGGACACAUCAAUACAGGAAACUGUGACACGAGGAGGACAAGUCUCCCUUUGACAUUUUGUUAGCUGCUUGUGUAAUGACAUGCUGAUGUCCUGCUUUGUCUGAUGUUGUCAUAACAAAAGUCCAGACUGCUAUCUGCUUAGAGUUAGGCAGCUGCAAAUAGCUUAUUGUCUAAUCCUCUAGCAAAAUACGACAGAAUCAGCUUUCAUCAGUGUCACCAGAUCAUACGUUCUACAUUACACACAUGUAGCCACAAAAGGUAAUGACCAUCCACAUUUAUCUGGAGUGUCUGUCUUCUGAUCAAAUGAAUGAGUGUUCCUGCUUUCUGAGGGAUAGUUAUUUAAUAAUACAUUGAUUCUGCAGAUAAAAUACUUCUACCCGUGAGCAAAAUGUUAAAAAAAGACUGCAACUGUGACGUCACUCAGCAUGCAGGAUAGAUGACGACACUUGGCCUGAGUAAUCUUGUGGACCACAAAAACAGACCCUUGUUUCACUGCUGGAAGCAUUGUCCUAAUGCACUGUUUUAAAAUGUCAGUCUGUCCUCGUGCCUUCUUCUGCUCUCUGGCUUUGGGAGAUGGUUGUUCACAAACUUGAACUGAAUUGCUCUCUAUGAAGUGGAAGUUAAAGGGGCUGUUACUCUGUCACUUAGCAUCUGACUAGCUUAGCUGCGGUUUGGAACGGGUCCAGCUACACCGGAACUUGCAGGGUUUUAAAGCAUAGCUGCGUGCUAAACUGGACUUGAUUGCUGCGUCAAAAUGAACACAACAACCUCAACAUCAUGCAGCACACAUGAGUGUGGAGCUUUAAUACAUCCAUGAUAUGUUAUCAUUUUAUCUGUGUUGCUGCACUGGCACAUUGUGUUUCCACUGUUGCUCACACAGGUCAUAUGUGCACAAUUACUGAGAUUCUCACCCUUGACAGUAAUUUGAUGACCCAAUGGAAGAUUGAAUUCACUUGCCCCAGUGAAUCACAUCAAGUGAGAAACUGGCUCCCUGCUGGGGUUUUUCCCAAUCUGAAAACCUUAUCUUGACAGAACAUGACUACUUGUGCUUGUGAUAGUAUUAUUAAACAUUAUUAAAUAAUAUUGAACUGAAUAUUUCAAUCAAAUGUACAUCAUAUUGGAGCACAUUUGCCCCUUUGAAUCUACUGUAGUAUCAGCAAUCAGUUUGCACUAAAACUGCGGUGGGGAUUGGUCUGAUAAUAUAUGUAUGAUUAUUUGAUUCUGUUUCGUCUCUACAUUACUGGACCAUAUGUCCAGCUUGCAGGCGCUGGACUCGUGAUAGUGCAUUUUUGAACAACUGGUUAUAAUCUUUGUCAGAUAAUCAGUGACCCUGUUUCUGGCAUCAAAAAUGAAUUGAGGAAAAAGUGACACCAUUAAUUGUAAUUACACAGUUAUAUAAGUCUGCCACUUGAUUAUAUUGUGGCUUUCAAAAAAACACGCAUGGCAAAAGAUUUGAAAUUUUAGAAAUUAAUCAAAUAAUCUGAGCUGCUUAAUUUAAACCGCCGGGUAAUCCCGGGUCGGCGGCAGGUUCAAGUUAAACCUCGGACACGGAGACCUCUACAGGAGUUUAGGUCAUUUCUACAGGACACAGCAGCUGGUUCAGACAAAACCACAGGUGCAGUUUAAACUGCAUCGUCUGAGGACACAAACCGUUGUUUGAGUUGGGUUUAAGUGACAGAGCAACAGCCCCAAAGAGUUUAGCUGGCUCUUAUUUUCCAAGUCAUUAAAAGUACCGACAUGUUCCACUCCUCAGUGUUUCCAAGCUUUUUUAUGGGUGCCACUGCAUUCCCCGUAAAGCUCUACUGACAUAAAUGUGCCGUAGCAAAUCUACACAAAUCAUAAUAUUAAAUUGGUUUAACAUUUGAUGAUGAAAAUUAAACUUACUGUGUAGAAUGUUGUCUCUAUGAUUAUGCAACAUAAUAAUGCCUACAUAAUGCUUGUGAUUUUCAGUUUUUGUAUGAUAUUCAUUGCUUCUUUAUGAAUGUUUAUAAAAUAUACAUUAACGUCA
Molecule: messenger RNA, 2467 nt
Organism: Siniperca chuatsi (mandarin fish)
Lineage: Eukaryota; Metazoa; Chordata; Actinopteri; Centrarchiformes; Sinipercidae
Gene: snapin
Product: SNAP associated protein
Exons: 4
Coding region: 18-407 (129 amino acids)
Biological process (GO): endosome to lysosome transport; lysosome organization; synaptic vesicle exocytosis
Cellular component (GO): BLOC-1 complex; BORC complex; synaptic vesicle
Molecular function (GO): SNARE binding
Source: RefSeq, a predicted model, not a curated record